Molecule: messenger RNA, 2667 nt
Organism: Gavia stellata (red-throated loon)
Lineage: Eukaryota; Metazoa; Chordata; Aves; Gaviiformes; Gaviidae
Gene: XRCC6
Product: X-ray repair cross complementing 6
Exons: 12
Coding region: 22-1854 (610 amino acids)
Biological process (GO): cellular response to gamma radiation; cellular response to X-ray; telomere maintenance
Cellular component (GO): nucleus; Ku70:Ku80 complex
Molecular function (GO): DNA helicase activity; damaged DNA binding; telomeric repeat DNA binding
Source: RefSeq, a predicted model, not a curated record
CCUCGCGCCGCGCUGGGAGCCAUGUCGCAGUGGGGGUCGUACUACCGGAGCGAGGGGCCGGAGGAGGAGGAGGACGAACAGCAGGAGGAGGGGGCUGAGGCGGUCGCGGACUACAGGUUCUCUGGUCGGGACAGCCUCAUUUUCUUAGUCGACGCCUCCGAGGCCAUGUUUGAGUCCGACGGGGACGAAGUGACUCCUUUCCACAUGACCAUCCAGUGCAUCCGGAAUGUUUAUACCAGCAAAAUUAUUAGUAGUGACAGGGACCUGUUAAGUGUCGUGUUCUAUGGUACAGAAAAGAACAAGAACUCGGCAGAUUUCAAGCACAUCUAUGUUCUUCAGGAGCUGGACAAUCCAGGUGCAAAGCGUAUUCUAGAGCUGGACCAAUACAGGGGAGACGAAGGACGAGUACUUUUCCGUGAGACCUUUGGCCACAAUGCUGACUAUUCACUGGGUGAAGCACUCUGGGCCUGCUCUAAUCUCUUCAGUGAUGUCCAAGUCAGAUUGAGCCACAAAAGGAUCAUGCUCUUCACCAACGAGGAUGACCCUCAUGCCAAUGACAGUGCUAAAGCCAAGCUGGCCAGGACCAGAGCUGGUGAUCUGAGAGACACAGGUAUCAUACUGGACUUGAUGCACUUGAAGAAGCCUGGAGGGUUCAAUAUCUCUUUGUUCUACAGGGAUAUCAUAAACAUAGCAGAGGAUGAGGACAUUGGGAUACAACCUGAGGAGUCAGGGAAACUGGAACAUCUCAUGAAGAAUGUAAGAGCAAAGGAGACAAAGAAACGGACUUUAGUCAGGUUAAAUCUGUAUCUGGACAAAGAUCUGUCACUUUCUGUUGGCAUUUACAACCUUGUUCAAAAAGCUUAUAAGCCCUAUCCGGUGAAGCUUUAUCGGGAAACUAAUGAACCAGUUAAAACAAAAACAAGGAUGUUUAAUGGGAAAACAGGCAGCUUGCUCCUGCCUAGUGACACAAAAAGGGCUCAGACAUAUGGAAACCGCCAGAUUGUGCUAGAGAAGGAGGAGACAGAAGAAUUAAAACAGUUUGAUUCUCCAGGCUUGUUUCUGAUUGGCUUCAAACCACUUUCAAUGCUAAAACAGCACCAUCAUAUCAAACCCUCCCAGUUCAUCUAUCCUGAGGAGUCCCUAAUAAGUGGGAGUAUGACGCUAUUUAAUGCCUUAUUGACAAAAUGCUUGGAGAAGAAGGUUAUGGCAAUGUGCAGGUACACCUCGCGGCGGAACACUCCCCCUCGCUUUGUGGCCCUGGUUCCCCAGGAGGAAGAGGUGGAUGAGCAGAAAGUGCAGAUAGCCCCUCCAGGUUUCCACAUCAUUUUCCUACCCUACGCAGAUGACAAACGGAAUGUUGAUUUUACAGAAAAGGUGCCAGCCAGUCGAGAGCAGGUGGACAAAAUGAAGGAAAUAAUUCAAAAACUCAGAUUCAAAUACAGGGCUGACAGCUUUGAGAACCCAGUUUUGCAGCAGCACUUCAGGAAUCUGGAGGCUUUGGCACUGGAUAUGGUGGAACCAGAACAAGCUGAGGAUCUUACAAUGCCAAAGGCUGAAGAGAUGAACCGCAGGCUGGGCAACCUGGUGGAGGAGUUUAAGCAGCUGGUUUAUCCCCCUGACUACAAUCCUGAUGGGAGGGCUGUAAAGCGAAAACAAGCUUCUGAUGGUCAAACUGAGAAGAGGCCCAAGGUAGAAGUGUCAAAAGAUGAGCUGCGGAGUCAUGUGCAGAAGGGCACUCUAGGCAAGCUCACUGUACCUGUUCUGAAGGACGCAUGCAGGCUUUACAGGUUGAAAGGUGGGGGGAAGAAGCAGGAGCUCAUGGACGCGCUAACUGAAUAUUUCAGUGAGCACUAAGCAGGAGCAGAAGGCCCUGGUUAACUUCUGUCUGCUUGAAGUUUUGGUUGUCUUAUGUGGAUGCUGUGUCUGUUUAAUCUUGCUAUGGAGGAGAAGGCGACUAAAUGUUGCUGAACCUAGCAGCGGAGAAACUUUUUACUCUGUAAAGUUGGAUUCUGUUCACAGUAGCCAAAGGUAGAAUUAAAUUCCCUGCUAACUCAGGUCACCCACUGCAAGUGAACACAGUGUGCCUUCCUCGUUUCUUAAUAAAAGUUAUUUUGGACUUCUUACUUUGCAACACUGGCUAUACCAUCUUUGUAUCAUAAAGACAGCAAAACUCACUUCAGUGUGAGUAAGAAAACAGAAUGAUCUGUGUUAACGGCACGACAUGAAUUCAAGCAGCAGGUCAAGUCUGCGUGAUAACAGAGGGUAUAAAUGUGGUGUAUUACUCUCCUACUCUCCAAAACAGCCAGUCAGUAUCAGCACUUGUAAUCAAACUGGGUUCUUUUCCAUCGUCGGUAUUACAAAGAUUACCAGUAGAUCGUAAAGGAGAAAAUCAUUACUGGGAAGCAGUAGCCAAUCAUUUGGGCAAAAAGCCAGUACUUCACAAAGCUGCACAAAGCUGGUACUAGCAAAAGCUGGUUUAAAAAAGGGAAAAAAGUCAUGUUCCCUGGAAGGCCACUUACCCCGAUUAUAUUACUGAGAUGGCAUAGAGCUUUUCCACAUCUGUGGUGACUAUGAGUCAGACUAUCAUGCAGGCUUCUGUACUCAAAUCUGUGCUUUAAAAAUAAAAAAAAUAGCAAGUUGUGAAGAGUAGCACUUGUUAUUUCCAGU